Molecule: messenger RNA, 3102 nt
Organism: Gryllus bimaculatus (two-spotted cricket)
Lineage: Eukaryota; Metazoa; Arthropoda; Insecta; Orthoptera; Gryllidae
Source: the annotation of a GenBank genome assembly
UAUACUGUAAACAUUGUCCAAUCCAAACAUUUCGGAAACAGACGAAUGGUGGCGGAGGCAAGAUAUGGAGUAAUGGUGUGGCUGAGAAUGGUCGGGUAUUGAAUAUGAAGAUGUGACAUGUCAUAGUGAAGUUGUUUGGCCAUGUUAGUGCACUUUUCAGCCAAUAGUGAAUAAGUGUGUACAGACAACUGUGAAUGGUGUAUGUAAGGACGAAAACUUUAUGUGCAAAAGUAUUUUGUCAAAUAAUGCCCUUAGUUUUGGGCAUGUACUUUGACUAAAAUAAAAAAAUCAAAUAAAUACAUUUUCGAAUUUCGUUAAGAAAUGAUAUGGCUUCUUUAGAAAUAUAUCAGAAAAUUCCAGAGAAAUGUACUUUAAAAUAUGCAGCUGUCGGUGCUAAAAUUAAUGGCAUUCACACAGACAUUAUUAUUAAUGAAUACAGUAAUAGGUUCUUCAUAAUUUUAACUCAGUACAAGAAAUUGGGUUCAUUAAUAUCGGUGUACAAGGAAACUCAAAGAGACAGCAGUGGAAAGGACGAAGUAUUUCAAGUCAAAACCAUUCAAGGAAAAGAAGAACCUGAUUGGGAACUUGCUGCACGAUUCUUGACAGAGCAAACUAAUAUCAACAAACCUGUUCUGUAUUCUAUUUGCUUACAAGAGUGCUCAUUAAAGACUCUUAAAGCUUUGAAAGAUAUUGUAAUAAAAAACAAGUUGUGGUGAAUGCAAGUCAAUAGUACAAUAACCUAUAUUCUGUUAUAUUUGUUUAGUAAAGAGUUAAUGCAAUGUUUGCACAAGUUGUAAUAGGUCCUCCAGGAAGUGGAAAGACUACGUAUUGUUAUACUUUAAUGAAAUUCCUAACUGAACUUGGUAGGAAAGUGGCUGUUAUAAAUUUGGAUCCUGCAAAUGAUUUCAUGCGGUAUGAACCAGCUGUAAAUAUUUCAAAAUUAAUAACAUUAGAAGAUGUUAUGACUAACCUUAACUUGGGUCCAAAUGGUGGCUUAAUGUAUUGUAUGGAGUUUCUAGAAAAAAAUUUCAGUUGGCUUUUGGAAGAAAUAAGGCGAUACAAAGGAUAUUACUUUAUAUUUGAUUGUCCUGGCCAGGUUGAGUUAUAUACCCAUCAUGACUCAAUGAAAAAUAUAUUAGCCAAAUUGGAAGCUGAUGGAUUUCAUUUAUGUGCAGUUCAUCUUGUCGAUUCACACUACUGCAGUGAUGCUGGUAAAUUUAUUUCAACUCUGUUGAUGUCUUUAUCAGCAAUGCUGCAACUGGGUCUUCCCCAUGUAAAUGUGUUAUCAAAAGUAGACCUCGUUAAAAAGUUUGGAGACAAGAUGCAAUUUGGUUUAGACUUCUACACUGAAGUUCUUGACCUUAAUUACUUAGUUGAAUGUCUUAACGAAGACCCAUUCACUAAAAAAUAUGGCAAGUUGAAUUCAGCUUUGGUGUCACUAAUAGAAGAUUACAGCUUAGUUUCAUUUAUGCCUUUAAAUAUCAAGGAUCGGGAGAGUGUGUUAAGAGUGAAGAAUGCUGUAGAUAAAGCUAACGGAUACAUCUACGGUGCAAGUGAACAACGCAGUGUCCACAGUCUUUUAGCAUGUGCUGUGGGAGCAGAGAAUGAACAUGAAAGAAUUGGGGCAGAUAGAGAUUCAUAUUCGUAACAUGAAUUGUGUUUUUAUUUUGAAAUUCAGAACCAUUGUGUGGAGCGACUUGGCUUAUAUAAAAAGCUGAAAGUGAUUCUUAGUGAUAGUCUUGAUUGAAACAUGCAGUGCACCUCCAUUAAUAAAUACUGUGAAUCCAAAAUGAUUUGUACUUAUGAACGAAACACUGUAGUUUUGACAGAAAUUGAAAGAUCUAAAUAACGGCCAAAAUGGGGAAACUCGUGCACUAUUGCACAAUUGAGGAUAAGUAAAGUCUUUUUUAAAUAAAUUCUAUGUUUUGUAUGAUUGUUGAUGAGCAAUGAUACUUUGUAUGUCAUCAUCAAUUCUCUUCAAUGAUGUGCUGAGAUGUGAAAGAGUGCAAGUAACAGAAAGUUACUUUCUAGAAAAGUGAGAUUAAAAUUUAGAUUAGAUAAUUAAUUCUCUUAGGAUGUUUGGGCCCUCCAUCUUCAUUUUCAUGUGAAAUGAAUGUACAAAAAAUGUUUGUCUAGUUAGAUUUAACUCUUUGAGUAACUUUUUUUGGUGUUUGUUAACUUGUGUAAAAAACUUGAUUUUGUUUACGACUUGUUUUAUGUACUGAAAAUUAUCUCGAUCAAUAGAGAUUUCCCUGAAAUCAGUAUUUUCUCCUUUAUCAUCAUCAACUCAUCAACUGUGUGAUCUGCAGCAAACAAAAUAUGGAAACUAUAUUUUGUGAAUAUGGCAUGAACUAUCAUCAUAUAUUAAAAUAUAAUUAUUACUCUCUGUGUUUUAAAAGUUUUUAAAUGAACACAACUAAAUAAUUCUUCAAUUCUCACCUUAGAGGUUAUGAAUGCUAUCUUUUACAGAUGCAAUAGUUAUUGUUUUCACAAUUUGGUAUAAAAAUAAUACAGUGAAACUCCGUUUAUACGUUUCACACUUAUACGUCUUUUUCAUUUAUACGUUUUUGUUGGAAGGUCUCGGAUAAAUUCCUAUAAUUUCCGUGGCAAAUUAUUUCAUUUAUGCGUUUUUCGCGCCUAUACGUUAUUUACAAAAGUCCCCAUGGAACCGUAUACCGUUUAAAUUAUCCCGGUGUGUCGCGGGGCGACCUGCGACGACAGCUCGAAACUUGCAUUAAGGUUGGCUCCCGCGGAGCGACCUCUCGCUUGGCCUCUGAGCGGCCAAGACCGCGCGAGUCCGCGAGGUGGUAGAGCAAAGUCGGCUCCCUGGCCACCUCCGGCAGCGGAACUUGUCCAAUAAGUGAAGUUUGUGCAUUGACUGUUCAAAGGCUCCCAUUUGCUCGCUGUAAUUACCUUACGAUAUCCUUCAGUUAGCGCCAUGGCGCAAGCAGCUAAUGAAAUUGAUCACUUUUCCGCGCGGCGCAGAGGCUGUCGCCAGGCUGUGGCAGUCGUGCUCUUCCUGUCGCUCGACGAACACUGCGGAACCUCAAGUAACUUCAAUCUUGAAACCGAAGCAACUAGCUGCGUGUCACCGCCGCUAGU